This is a messenger RNA of Trichoderma asperellum CBS 433.97, 897 nucleotides long. The record is from RefSeq and is a predicted model, not a curated record. NCBI's taxonomy places the organism in Eukaryota, Fungi, Ascomycota, Sordariomycetes, Hypocreales, Hypocreaceae.
AUGGCUUUCGAGUAUCGAUCUCUUGAAGUGGCUUUGCCUGGCGAGAAACCUACCCGUCUGUCAUCUGAAUCAUCAUCGACCUUGCAAGCAAUCGACGAUCUAGACUAUCUAUCUCACGAUUCGGAGCUAUGCUACCAAUAUUCCUUCUGUGAAACAGCUUCCAGAUGGGUGAAGUCUAAAUGGCUAUGGGCCGUUCAUGCAGCUUUGCUGUUUACCUCAUGUGGAAUGCUCGUCAUGACUAUGAUCAUGAGAUCAUCAACUCUAUAUCAUAUUCGACAAGUUUCAGCCUGGUCACCUGCCGAUGUUUCCGUCCAAUACAGUCAUGUUCGAUAUAACAUUACGACUAAAGGUAAUCCCUUUGUUGGCGCUGGGCCUGAAGUAGAUAAAGCUUGGAGAGAAAUUUCAUAUGACAUGGGCGACCAAUGGAUACCAAAACACGACAUCUCGAAGUUGGAUAUGCCAGAGACUUCGCUUAAGGUCAACCAUCCUAUCACUGGAGAGGAGGGCUAUAGAGUUGGUAUGGAAGUUUUUCAUCACUUGCACUGCUUAAACCUUCUGCGCCGCGUGACCUACAAGGAUUACUAUGAACCACUUGGUGGAGAGUUUGGCCAUGGCCCAGAAGCCCUUCAAGCACAUACAGGUAUAUUUAUAGAUCACUGUAUUGAAGUACUGCGUCAAAAUAUUCAGUGCAACGCAGACAUCGGCUUGUUCACUUUCUAUAUGAUCCCGGAUGACCCUCUCGCUUGGCCUGAACUAAAUUCGAAGCACGUUUGUCGGAAUUUUGACAACGUACGCAGGUGGGCAUUGGACCACUCCGUAGGAAACAUGGAGGUGCUCGAGCAAUAGGUGUGAUUUUUUUUCUUCUCUUAUGCUUUGUACAGAUCGUAUGCAAAUAGC